Messenger RNA from Fusarium fujikuroi IMI 58289, 1164 nucleotides. RefSeq lists its product as uncharacterized. The transcript has a single exon. The record is from RefSeq and is a predicted model, not a curated record. Lineage: Eukaryota; Fungi; Ascomycota; Sordariomycetes; Hypocreales; Nectriaceae. The coding region runs from base 1 to 1164 and encodes 387 amino acids.
AUGGAGAAGCAGUUGCAGGGGAUGAAAAUUGAGAUCAUGCAGGAUCGAUUGGACAGCCUUGAAUCCCGCUUUGAGGAACUUGCCAAUAGUUUUGCGCACGUCUCUGCUAAGCAGCUCAGCAAGCAAUGCAUCAGCUGUAUGGAAGCAAUACGAAACCUAGCGUCUGAUGUUUUGAUGGCAACCACUGAUCGUUACCUCGCCUCGUUUGGCAGAACCCUGUUCUUUCAAUACGCACAAGAAAGUCGGCAGGCAAUGCGUUUCAAUGUCGACGAAAACAACAUCAUCAAAUGGAAGUAUCUUGAGGCCGGGCACCACCGUCAGAUGACAGAAGAAGAGCGUCAUGACAGCUUUAUGAGUCUCAAAGCCGGUGUGCCGCUUGCCAAAUUUUGCUUUCCACCGUAUGACGCCCAUGAGUUGUUCGUGGAACUUGCUAUCAAUCUCGAAUCAUUUGCUACCAGGGAGACGGAAUAUCAUGGUCAGCCUUACGUGCCUGAUCCUGUUGCCGCCAGUCAGCCUCCACCGCCCUACGAAAGUCAGGGCCGAGGGCUCCACCACCGAGGAAAUUCCCAUCCCAUAGCUGCUGAAAUGCCUCGUGUCGAAGAUUCAUUCGGCAGUGGGACAUCCUUUGAGUCUAUCGCCACGGACAUGUCGGGAGAUGAGGAGUCGAAGGAAGAGCACUUCAAGGCUUGGGCCCAAAUACAGCUUGCUGCGUACGAUAAGUACUUGCAACUUCCAGUCACGCCCCAUGUAAUCUCCGAUGUUUUAUUCCAUUACAAAAACGCCCAGGUCUCGAGGUGGGCUCUCCCAUUGGGACUUCAGCUGUAUAGACUAUUUUCUGUAGAAGGCCAACCUGGGUGUGUGGCAUACAAGUCUGUGAUUCCAGGCCCUGACCCCGAGGGAGAUCAGACUUCUUCUUUCAAAGAAGGUGAUAUUGAGAUUCUUACGACAACUCGUGACCGACUCAGAGACGAUAAAUGGGACUCUGGGGCUGUUUUGGAAAUGGAGGUACCUGCGCCUCACCCUUUGCUCCCGGAUUGCAUGCUUGCAAUGGAAAGGCUCAAACCUCAGGAGCUGGGUGAGUUUGGAAUUAUAGUUGCUUGGCGCUACUACGGAACUGAGCCGUGGAUGGACCGCUAUGGCCACCUCAUUCCAGAAGCUCGAUAG